This is a messenger RNA of Panonychus citri (citrus red mite), 1719 nucleotides long. RefSeq names its product involucrin-like. Lineage: Eukaryota; Metazoa; Arthropoda; Arachnida; Trombidiformes; Tetranychidae. Bases 152 to 1561 code for a protein of 469 amino acids. The record is from RefSeq and is a predicted model, not a curated record. The transcript is spliced from 4 exons.
UGUUUCCUCAUCGCUUACCCGAGUAUAUAAAAGCAAAGCCGAUGUUGACCCUACUCUUAGGUCACUUAAGCUUCCCAACUUGGAGUGAUUAGUUGAUUGUAAUUUAUUUUCUUCGUAAACAAAAAGUUUAACCAACACACAGAACAAAACAAUGAAAUUGACUUCAGUAACUAUUGUGGUCCUUUUUGGUGCCAUUGCCACAAUUAACGCUUAUCCAAGUGUAAAAGGAGUUCCUACCCAAGUCUCAGAUGUUAAAGGUCUCAAAGUUCCCCCUAGUCCAGGAUAUUACGAUCGACCCUCGAAGGUUGGUCAAGUUAGAGAUGAUGUAAAAGGAGUUAAAUCAGUUCCUGUUGUCCAGCAACAACAACAACAACAAGUACAAGAUGAAAUUAAAGGUGUCCAACAACAACAACGAGAUCAAUUCAAAGGUCAAGUUCCCGUUGUCCCUCAAUAUCCCGUUAAAGGUGUCCAACAAAAAGACCCCGUCAAGGGAAUCUCUCAACAUCCAAUCAAAGGUCAACAACCUGUUGUCCAACAGCGACGACCUUACCCAGUCAAAGGUUAUCCCCAACAGAGAGACGAAGAUGCUAAAGGUAAAAGUUUAGUCCAACAACAAGCUGAGGUCAAAGGUGUUUCCCGACAAAGACCACACUAUCCAGUUAAGGGUUACCCUCAACAACAAACCCAACAAGUUCACGAUGAUGUCCAACAGCGACAACAACCCGUUUUCCCAGUUAAAGGUCAAAGACAAACUCGAAGUCUCAACUAUGAACAAGAUGUUGACCAAUCCAAAGUUGGAGCCAAAGGUCGAAAGGGAGGUAUCAAGGGUGCUCCCAAAGCUCCAACCAAAAGUGUCCCAAGAACCAAGGGAGGUAAAUCUGUCAACGAUGUCAAAAUUGUCCAACAAGAGGCUAAAGUUGCCGAUGUCCAAGUCAAAGCCGAUGAACAGGUGAAAAUUGUCCAAGAACCCGUUCCAGUUGUAAAGGUAUCUCAAGAAAAGGUAGCCCAAGAGUCCGUUCCCGUUUCCCAAGAAAAGGUUGUCCAAGAAUCCGUUCCAGUGGUCAAAGUUGUCCAAGAAAAAGUUGUACAAGAAUCAGUCCCCGUUGCUAAAGAUGUCCAAGAAAAGGUUGUCCAAGAGUCCGUUAAGGUACCACAAGAAUCAGUUCCCGUUGUAAAAGUAGUCCAAGAAUCAGUCAAAACUGAACAAGUGAAAGACGCUCAGGUCAAAUCUGAAGAAGCUGUUAAAGGACAAACCGUUGACCAUGUAGUCGUCGCCGUUGCCAAUGGUGUUGGCUCAAGUUCCAGUGGUGCCUCAGCUUCAGCUUCCGCUUCAGCGGUUGUUGUAGUCGCUCGAGAAGAGCCACAAGUUAAGGAAGAAACCAAAGCCGAUGAGCCGAAACAAGGUCGAUAUUUGACCAAAGUCGGUUCUCCCGUCAAAGGUGUCCCAUUUUACCGCAAAAAGAUCAGUCAACAAAAGGAUGUUACCGUUCAACAAAAUGAACAACAAGUUGCCCAAGAACCUCAAGUUGUCCAACAAGACCAAACAGUUCAAUCAGAUUAAUUGAUCAACAAUUAAGACAAUCCCUUAAUCCUUGUCAAAUAAAAUACUCACCACACAAAAUAAUUGACGAGCUUGUACUUGUAUCCUAAUGAUUUGAAUUCACACAAAUUAAUUUAUUACUCAUUAAACGCUUUCCAGCACAAUCAUUACAACCAUCA